AUGAAAUCUGGGGGAAAAGGUACUAAUGUCACAAUGGUAACCGCUGUAUCUGCCUCAGGAAAUACAGUACCUCCAAUGUUUGUGUUCCCUCGCAAAAAUUACAAAGAUUAUUUUGGUUAUAAUGGUCCACCGGACUGUAAUGGGGUAGAUAAUGGAAGUGGCUGGGUUACAGAUAUUAAAUUCAAAAAUUUUAUGCAGCAUUUGAUUAGACAUGUGAAGCCUUCAAAUGAAUAUAAAAUUCUGUUGAUUUUGGACAAUCACUCUUCUCACUUGCAUUUUGAAACACUAAACUUAGCAAAGGAGAAUAGGAUAGUCAUUUUUUCUUUUCCACCACACUCCAGCCAUAAGCUGCAGCCACUAGAUGUAUCAGUGUUUGGACCUUUAAAAAAGUACCUAUCAGUUGCACAGGAUGCAUGCUGA
Hydra vulgaris (swiftwater hydra) is the source of this 420-nucleotide messenger RNA. RefSeq lists its product as uncharacterized. Gene Ontology annotation, molecular function: DNA binding. The record is from RefSeq and is a predicted model, not a curated record. NCBI's taxonomy places the organism in Eukaryota, Metazoa, Cnidaria, Hydrozoa, Anthoathecata, Hydridae. Gene Ontology annotation, cellular component: nucleus.